AUGCAUGCAUGAGCAGCACUGUCUGUUUCCCAGCUUCACCUGUUCAGGCAGCUGUCGACGACAACGACAGCGACGGCGACGACGAGACAGAGGAGGAGGAGGAGGAAGAAGGCAAUGAGAGACUCGGGCCUCAGAGCUGAUCCAUGCCCUGCUGAGAAGUUUGAUGUUUGUUGAACUGCUGAGACGUGCUGAAGCUGCAAGAGGAGACUCAGAGGAGGAGCAGGGUGGAGCACAGAGACACGUCUGAUCACUGAGCAUCAUCUCUGAAAACAUGAAUCCCAUGUGGAAGGUUUACAGGAGCAAAGUGCUGAAGACCAUAAACCCUGAGUAUGAGGAGGACACUGCUGAAGAGGUCACAGAAGCACACAAUGACAUGAGUCCAGUUCAGGAGGACGAGGGGCCCACCGCUGUUUCCCAACUGGCCAAGAAAAUGCAGGGAGCUGGGACCAAAAGCUGGAACAGACUCUCAUCUCUUUUCAACAAAGAUGAUGAACACCAGCUUCUGGAGGAGACGGAGAGUCCACCGGUUCUUGACCAUCCACUCGCAGUGAAGCCCGAGGAGCCUCCUCGACCCGGCAGGCGCUCGGCAUUCUGGGACAGCUUUGCUACCAACUGGGCUGCCAAGAAGCAGGGGGAAGCUGCGGAGGCUGCAGCAGCAGGUCAGUGUGAGGAGGUGGUGGUGACGGAGGCCGCAGGGCACGAGAACCAGGUCGGCCAGGUCACCGAGGGAGAGGAGAGCCAAGGAGAUGGAGGAGGAGGAGGGAGGAGCAACAACAGCUUCUCCAAAUACAUGUCGCUGGGAGGAGGCAGCAGCAGCAGCAGCAGCAGCGAGGAGGCGUCCUUCAAGUGGAACUUUGUCACCAGCAAACUGGCAGAGCUGAAGACCAAGAACAACUAGCUGCAUUAUACUAGCUGUAUUUACAUCAUAUCAAAGACUUAAGCAGGUGCAGAUUAUUAGCACUUAGUGCUAAAACCCUCAACUAUCCCUUUAAGACGGCAUGCAGUCGAGUGUGUAACAGAUAUGUUAUUUUCAGUGAUGUUCCCACAAACACAGGCUUCCACCAGCAAACUUGAUCUAAUCUGUCAUUAAGUAAAUAGAGGAUUAAGAGAUUAAAAGGUGGUGAUAACUGGAUUUCUCCAAGGAUAAUCUCAGUAAAGAACCUGUUCAGCAGACGGGGAUUAUACAGUGAAAACACAAAUAUUCUCUCAAACAUCAGGGAUGAAAAGAUUGUGAGUGUGCGACACAAUGAUUUAAGUGACUUGAACUUUCUGAUUGUGACUUUUCCUCAUUUUGUGACACGAGACUGUUUUAAAUAUCAUUCAGUUCAUUUCCUGCACUUUUUUUCAGUUUUGCUUUGUUGUAUGUUGAGUUUUGGUUGUUUUCUGGUUGUUUUCUGGUUGUUUUCUGGUAUGAUAUAAUAAAGUCAA
Messenger RNA from Solea solea (common sole), 1428 nucleotides. RefSeq lists its product as uncharacterized. Gene Ontology annotation, biological process: spermatogenesis. The coding region runs from base 272 to 898 and encodes 208 amino acids. Lineage: Eukaryota; Metazoa; Chordata; Actinopteri; Pleuronectiformes; Soleidae. The transcript is spliced from 4 exons. The record is from RefSeq and is a predicted model, not a curated record.